Molecule: messenger RNA, 501 nt
Organism: Penicillium cosmopolitanum
Lineage: Eukaryota; Fungi; Ascomycota; Eurotiomycetes; Eurotiales; Aspergillaceae
Exons: 3
Coding region: 1-501 (166 amino acids)
Biological process (GO): carbohydrate metabolic process
Source: RefSeq, a predicted model, not a curated record
AUGGGACCUAUCCAGCACAAGGCCCUAAUCAACGUUGAUCUGGGAGAGGGUUUUGGAAAUUGGACAAUCACUUCGGAUGAAGACUUGCUUCCAUUCAUUGACCAUGCCAAUAUUGCUUGUGGUUUCCAUGCUUCUGACCCCCUUAUCAUGAUGGAGGCCGUUCGCAGCUGCAAAGAACACGGCGUGAAAAUUGGAGCACACCCCGGUGUGCCAGAUCUCCAGGGCUUUGGGCGUUAUGAAAUGAAACUUUCACAGGACGAACUUACUGCAAUCACUAUUUACCAGAUUGGUGCACUCAAGGGGUUCUUAGACCGGGAGGAAGUCCUCCUUCAUCACGUCAAGCCCCACGGAUCGCUCUAUGAAAUGUGCUGCAGAGACUAUGAGACUUCGAUGGCCGUUUUUAAGGCUAUCCCCAAGGGUGUCAAAUUCGUCGCGGAGUUUUAUGCGGAUGUCAAGUACAAUGCGGAUGCUUCUCUCUUGGUCGAGCGCAAAAAGAAGUGA